Messenger RNA from Pundamilia nyererei, 2038 nucleotides. It is a transcript of the gene net1, whose product is annotated as neuroepithelial cell transforming 1. Gene Ontology annotation, molecular function: guanyl-nucleotide exchange factor activity. The transcript is spliced from 13 exons. Bases 111 to 1862 code for a protein of 583 amino acids. The record is from RefSeq and is a predicted model, not a curated record. Gene Ontology annotation, biological process: positive regulation of Rho protein signal transduction; intracellular signal transduction. NCBI's taxonomy places the organism in Eukaryota, Metazoa, Chordata, Actinopteri, Cichliformes, Cichlidae.
AGCUCCGAGACGUAUCCUGAUUGGUCCAUUUCCAAGAAUCCGCCAUAUUCAAACUUCCGCCGUGCUGUGUCUUCUGUUGUCAUCGAUCUUCUGUUUUCUUUCCACGGGAAAUGGAAGAAAACGAAGAAUUUAGCGGAAGCACGACGGAAAACAAAAGACACAAACUUCGCAGGGUGUCAUCGAGGACGUCUACGACCAGUAUGAUCAGCGCUGCGGAGCCCUCGCCUCAAACCUUACGGAGAAACAGCUCUAAGAAGCACGUAGCUGCGAAAAGACCACCACUGCAGAGAGGCAGCUCCUUCACCUUCCUCACUCCUGGGACUCCGUGGGAUUUCAGCCUAAAAAGAAAGCGCAAAGAGAAGGAGGAUGAUACCGUCAGCCUGUCCAGCUUCGACCUCAAGGAACCCAGUAACAAGCGUGUCAGAUCACUUGCCAAAGUUUCAUCCCUCGUCAACUUGAUAUCUCCUUCAAAGAAUGGAGCAGUGCGGCGCUUUGGUCAGACCAUCCAGUCAAUGUCAUCACGUGAUACCAAGUCACCAGGGAUGUCCCUCAAAGCUGGUAGCAAAGCUUCAGGUCCAACCCCCACGAAACGGAGAAACAGCACGCUGUGGUCGGAGACGCUGGACGUCCAUCAGAAGAGCACGUUCUCAACAAAAGAGAUCAAGAGACAAGAGGCAAUUUAUGAACUGUACAGGGGAGAGCAGGACCUCAUCGAAGAUCUUCAACUUGCCCGAAAGGCGUACCACGAUCCGAUGCUAAAGCUUUCCAUCAUGACAGAGGAGGAGCUGGCUCACAUCUUUGGCGACUUGGAUGCAUAUAUCCCUCUACACGAAGAGUUAUUGGUGAAGCUGACGGAGGGAACUGGCUCUGAUGGAACAGUAGCACAGAUCGGGCAGAUAGUGAUAGAUUGGCUGCCCCGUCUGAAUGCCUACAAAAACUACUGCAGCAACCAGCUUGCCGCCAAAGCCCUGCUGGACCAGAAAAAGCAGGACAGGCGGGUGCAGGAUUUCCUGCAGCGCUGUUUGGAGUCACCCUUCAGCAGGAAGUUGGACCUCUGGAGCUUCCUUGACAUCCCUCGUUCACGUCUGGUAAAAUACCCGCUGCUGCUGCGAGAGAUCCUCAGACACACUCCUCCCGAUCACCCAGACGUGACCAGUCUGGAGACAGCAAUCACUAUAAUCCAGGAGAUCCUGUCUGAUAUCAACGUGAGAAAGGGGGAGUCUGAGUGCCAGUAUUACAUUGACAAACUGGAGUUUCUGGACGAUAAGCAGCGGGACCCCCUCAUAGAUAAGUGUAAGACACUUCUGUGUCACGGCGAGCUGAGGAACAAGAGCGGCUCGAGGCUGCACGUGUUCCUCUUCUCUGAGCUGCUCGUUCUGACUCGGCCGGUGACGCGCAACGAGAGGAGCUGCUUCCAGGUGUAUCGGCAGCCCAUCCCUGUUCGAGACUUGGCCAUGGAGGACCUGCAGGAUGGAGAGAUCCGCAUGGGCGGGUCCUUCAGAGGGGCUUUCACCAAUGGAGAGAAAGCUAAGAAUGUUUUCCGCGUGAGCUCUCUGGAUCCUUCUCACGGCCAGACCCACACACUGCAUGUGAGUGACGUCUACCACAAGCAGCAGUGGCUCAACUGCCUCCGAACCGCCAUGUCCCAACAGCAGGGGGCUCCAGCUAGAGUUCAGCGGGGGGAAACCAUCCCAGCAAAAAGCCACUCCUUUGUGUCCUCAACCACAGUCUGUGACGAAGAGGAAAAUGAGAACUGUCCUCCUCCUGUCUCUGGCCCCAAACUGAGGCCUCAGACGCUCUCCAAAACCAGACUGGACCAGAAGUUACAGGGAUCACUGAAGAGGAAGGAAACUGGAGUGUAGCUAUUUAGAGGGUUCCUCUUACAUGUAUUUGACGUGUGUUCUGUUUAGUCACAUUUUUUUUAUCCAUCUGCACUGAAAAGGCUUCUCCAAUCAUCACCGUCCAAAUGUUAAUCCAACUGUAGCCCUUAAAAAUGUGUAAUUAGUUUACAAAAAAAAAAAAAAGCGUGCUAUUUGCA